GUACAUAUGUAUAUAAACAUUCAGUGUUUCAGGCGCUUCGCAUUGAUUAUCGGAUUAAACGUUAGAACUAUUUGAGAACUAAUUUCAAAAACGGUUCCACAAGCCUAUACGAUGAACACCUCUCAGCCGUUGGCGCCAGGGAUUCCAGAAAAAAAAAGCCAGUUCCAAAAGCGGGACCCAAAAUCCAACACCGAGGAAAGGCUUAUCUUCGCAGAAAACGCUCUAAAGAGCCAGAUUCAAAUAAAGGAUCAGUUACGCCACCAACAACAAUCAACUAUGUAUGCGACGUCACUAGCCAACUCUCCAGCUGCCGCUUCAGUUCGGGCACAAUUCCUUAAUCAACCAGCAGAAAGACCUGAUUACCCGCUGAGGGCUAAUUCUCUCCACCAUGUAAACUUGACCCCAGCUCAGAAACAAUUAUCGCAAAUGCAACCACCAAUAUGUAAGUCGCCCAUAGGCCUGGAUACGUCUUAUUCCAGUUAUCAAAACACCAAUGGAAGCAUGUUGUCGAUAAAAAGUGAACAGCAGUUGUGUCAAAUAUACAAUUCGCAGCAACACUCCGAUUACAUUAUUUCCGAUUAUAUGGAUAAAAUUGCUACGCGGAUUAGUUUACUCGAAACAGAGUUAAAGUUUGCUUGGCGUGCAUUGGACUUGCUUUCUACUGAGUAUGGAAAGAUUUGGGUUCGUUUGGAGAAGCUUGAAAACAUAUCAAUAGAACAACAGUCUGUAGUUAGUAAUCUUAUGGACCUUAUCGGAGCAGCAAAUCAAGAACAGCAGCAAAGCAAUUUCGAAGGAUUAGAAUAUCCUUCAUUUCAGGAUGAAGAUCAAUUGUUACCCUUGGUAAUGGACGAUACUAUGGGUAUAGACAUGGUCUUAGAGGCCGAACCAUCUGAUCCGGACUAUAAUAAAGAACUAAGUUUUGGAGAUCAUAAUCGCACUGUAGUAACAGAUCUUACGCAGGCUCGCGAGUCGGAUGUAUUUUUAAAUUCGGCUUGUGCAUUAGAUUCUAACAAUCCUUAUCUUAAUUUCGAAAAUAUUGAUUUGAAUGACGAAAGAUUGAGCACUGAAACACCAAAUGAGGAAUCGAGAAUAAAACUUUACUCAGAUUCCAACCUUAUGUUCUAUGAGCAGCAGCAAUUUUUGGCAAAUAAUGCACGUGCCGAACUUAUGAAGGAAUUUAUAAAUGGACGUAGAGUUUUAAAUGAGAUUUCGGCAUCCUCAGGUGCAUCAUCGAAAGUGACCAGAAAAUCUACUAAUAUUUCACAGCCAAGAGAAGGACUCAAAAAUGACCAAUCGUAUGUCGAUUCAAAUGGUGAUCACAUAAGACAGACAAGCAACGAAGUAGAUAGCCUUAUUGAAGAUGUUAAGUUUUUUCGUUUAGCAGCCUCUAAAACCGGUGAGGGCGGAAACCAAGUAUUACCCAUUGAAGACACCGGAGGAACGCAAAUCUCAUCUAUUGUCAAUGAAAUGAACGAAUCCUUUUACAAGAAACUUAACGAGGCAUAUCGUGACAACGACUUGAGUUCUGAGAUAUUCAAGGUGGAUGCAUUGCUCCAUCAGUCUGAAGCAACCCACGAACAAAUUUCAGCUAUCAGUGGCCACUUAGCUUCUUCCUUAGCCUUAAACAAUGAGGAAGAAAACGAUGUUACAAAAGUACAGUCCUUGGAAACGUCAGAAACCAGUCUCGUAAGGCAGUCAAUCAACAAUUUCAGUAAGGAGUCAAGAAAACAUCGAAAAAAAAAACAUCAUACAAAUGAAAUGGACAUGAUAAAUAAACUGAAAUGUAUCCUUGCAAAAGCACAAUCAUCACAGAUUAUUAACGAUACUGUAGGAUUGGGUACGGAUCUCUUAGGUAGGGGUGAUCAAAUUGAAGUUGGAGCCGACAACAUACAGAAUGGGUUAGACAAUCUACGACCAACUAGUAUCAGCUGUUUAAGUGAUGACAUCCGACUAAUUUUGGACAACAUAACAGAGACUUUAAUAGAAGAAAUAAAUAAAAUUGCAGGCCUUCAAUCUUUAAGUGCAUCACAAAUUAGUCAGUUACGCAACACAGUAUGGUCAGAGGAAAAGUUUUUUCACAAACUCAGUCAAGUCGAUAAAAAAUUGACUCUGCUCCUUCUUAACCCGAUUACUUUAUCUGAAGAAUUGCGAAGGCUUCGAAUUACGAAUACGAAUGAAAAAUUUGUUUUAGUAAUGAAAAAGUUCAAUAAAAAUAUUGACACUUUAAAAAAAUUAGUUGGUAGCUCACUGGACGAUUUUAAAAAAGACAAACCGCGUGCAAAUACGAUCUCAUCUCACAGUCUCAAUCCAUCUCUCACAUCCAAAAGUUGUAGUUUUAGUGCACAUUUAUUGAGAAAUAAUUCCGAUCUAGAUGAACAGCUAAAGAUUCUUGAGACUCAAGAGAUUGAAAUAAACCGUAAGAAGAAAAUAGACCAAAUUGUAAGCGGGCUUGCUGAGGAAGUAGACAAACCUUUCAACUCUGAUAUUGAAUAUGAAAGCAAUUACAGCUAUACCAACUCAACCGAUGAUUUUAGAAGUUCCACAAAAAAUAUUUACAAUGAGGAUGAGUAUAUAAAGUCUUUAAAAAAGAGUCUGGAGCGUCACAACAGCAUGAUUUUUCUACUUCAUUUACAAAAUCCUGAGAAACACAAAGUGUCGGCUGAUAUGAAUGAUGCAAUAAUGGAUGCAAACCGAUCCAGUCUUAGUCCGCCACCACCAGCUCCCAACGAUAUCCUUAUCUUUAACGAGGCCGUAAAUGAACUCAGAGGAGAUAUUGACUCUCACCAACAAAAGAAUGCGAAGUCAGACUCGGGCCUAUCGUCGAUGAGCGGUUGGUCACCCAAUUCCCCCGUGUCAGCUGGAAUCCAAAACUGCAAUUUUUUCUGUAAUAAUGGCGUAGAGAAAAAAGGUAAAGAUACAUUGCAAACGUAUCAUUCAUUGCCUUUAGCUGGAAGUUCAAACUUUAAUAGUUUACCGGCCGGCUUUGACAAACCUAAUAUUGGUAAACAGAACGAUUAUGUAAUAUCAGAAGAAAACUUCAACUAUAUUCAAGAGCUUUCUAAAAAUUUACCCAUUUGCUCUGCCUAUGAAAAUAAGUCUAUCUUUGAUAUGAAUUCUGACUUGAACGAGAUCGAAAAAUUUUCAACAGUUGACGAAAUGCUAGAAUGGGACCAGAUUAAUGAACUGGAUAAAAAAAAAAUGUCUACCGAACGGUUAAAUUCUGCCCGUAUGCCAGACCUGUUGACUACCCCAACACAAAAACCGUCUUUGAAGGCCACUGUAACAAAAAAAAAAUACCCAAGUGAGAAUCUUGAAACUGUCGAACGGCCACUAGAUGUAAACAUUUCGAAGUAUAGCCGUGUGGAAGCAACUUUGGAUCUUGAAAAAUCGCAGCAUCAAACAAACAGACCCUAUUUGACAGAUAGACUUGUAUUUUAUCCGUCAUCCAACUCUAUUACCGAUUACAAUAGCAGCAAUAAUUUAGAUUAUUUAGGACAACAAAAUCAAGUACGUUUUAUUAAGGAAUCCGGGUACAUACCAAUUGUUUCACCUCCACCGAUUCAUCUUGAAUAUAAUGCUAAAAAUUAUUCUGAAGCUCAUGUGCCAAUUCUUUUUAGCUUAACCAAUUCAAGUCAAUCACAGCACGGUUUUGAAUCUGCAUCUAGUGUCAACUCUGCUGAUCCUUCUAUCCAUGCUAAAAAACAUGAACAGUUUGUAUCAAGACAUUCGUCUGCUAAGCCUCCAAAGGUAUGGAACAAGCUAAAUACCCUUUUAACAGAUAAUCUAAAGCUUAAACGUAUAUCGAAGUUUAAUCGAUCUCAGUCCUUACCCGGUGAUGUGCAAAGUCAAGGCAAUCAAAGACAGCAUCGUGGCCAGGCAGGGUCGUGUCCGUUAAUUUCUCACAAGCGGUCCAACGUAAGCGGAAGCCAGGUUCAGUUAUCAAAAAGAUUACAAAAGCUACCAAUGCGUCUUAUACGAAGAGCGACAGGAGCCCCAUUCGUCCGACGGCUGUCUCAUCCCGACUCUCCUGUUUCAUUAGAUUCCGCUGCCGAUGAACCUACUCCAAGUGAUACUGGUGUACACAAAAAAUCACUUUCGUCGAAAAUGAACAAUCUAAUGCAAAAGGCGAAGACUUACAAACGGCACAGCUCUCUCCUGCGCCGCGGCUGUAACAUGUCGGACUCUGAAUUAGAUAUGCCGGACUUUACUUCAUCGGAUAACGAUAAAAGCUCUAAAACCGGAAGUAAAAUUAUGAGGAAUCAAUUCGAGGAUGAUGUAGAGGAAGAUUUUAAACAACCCACCUGUGCCUAUAAGAAUGAAAAGGAAUUAGGUGGUUCAAUGGAGGAGGUAAAGGACAGUCUGUCACAUAAUUUAUUCGCUGUUGUAGGGGACCUUAAAAAGAUUCAAAGCCCCAUAUCAACCAUUGCUGUCUCGACAACAAAUCCUCUCGACAACAAUUCCAUUACAAAUAGUAAUGAAAUUUGCAAUGUGGAAAAUGUUACCAUUAAAAUGCCAGAGAUUCUCUUGGAAACAUCUUCACAGGCGUGCCUUCAAAAACUCAACUCAGUUUAUAUUGACGACCUCGGCGAUGAGGACAUAUUUGGAAACUCGGCUAACAUUGAUGUGAAUGUCCCCACCCUAAGUAUUCAUGAAACAACUGAAGAUGUUGGGGAUACAGAAUUAAGUGUAUUCCUUACAACGGCAACAACAACAACAACAACAACAACAGCAGCAGCAACAACAACAGUAACAACAACAGUCACUCGUAAUCUCAGUGCCAGUGGUGUUUUGUGGGUCACGCAGCAGUGUUUAGACCUUCCAAACAAUCCUGGCUAUGGGUCGCGGGAAGAUGACGAUAAUCGAAGUCAACAUUCUGCUCGCACUCUUUCUUCUUCGCGGAGGCAAAGCACUGAGGAUAGCAUAGACACAGACGACGAAUACUUUUAUUAUGAGCUUCGCCAGCUAGAGGAACAGGAACAGCAACGUGCAGAGCUUUCUGGAAUCGCAUCUGGCGAACCACGUGAUGAUAACGAGGUGUUAUUUUCCCAGAUAGGGCAACUGGUCCAAAACGAUAUUAACGGAGGAGAUCGAUUUCGAUCUGAUGUCUGUAAAAAUGACGAGGAAUUUACUACCUUUUCUCCAAGUGAAAGUGUAAAGUUACGGAUGUCUGAAGUAUUUAGUGAGCUUAAAAGCGUCGUUAAUUUACAGGCAGGCGUAUUUGUUCACGAUACUGUUGAAGAGUUUGUGGUUGCAAAGGCAGCAGGUGAAAAAUUUGCAACAGUAUGUGACAUGCAUAGCGCUUGGCAGGAUGUAAACGGCGAUUUCCAAGUGGCAGCCUCGGAAAUGGAUUCGAAUGACGAUGCCGAGAUGGAAGAAAAGGACGCGGGGACUGAAUUUUAUCUACAUAAAAAACAUCGAAAAUUGCGACGAUUAAAGAAAAAAGCACGCGAACGAAAUGUAAAUAUUUCUAACGGUGAAGCCAGUUCAAGUUCGUCAUGCCUUUCUGAAAAUGAAUGUGAACAGAAGGAACAUAAUCGACUCUUUGACCAAUGUAUUACCAAAUUCGACGCAGAAAAUGAAGAAAAAGAUAGACCAAUUAAAUCGACGGCAUCUAGUGAGACAUCUGGACCUGAUACGCCGGCAGAGAUGAGCGAUGUUGAGAUAAGCGAAGCAGAAAAUUGUAUUGAAGAUGAUGGAAACCCUUCGCUGGACAAUCCAAAUUUUCUUUUACAUUUAAAUGAAAAGUCUAAACCACAAUUUGAUAAAAAUUUAAAAAACAAGCCCCUGGAACCUGCUCAGAGUAAUACGCAUUCAUUGGAGAAUAUUAAAAACGAAUUAGUUCCAUCUCAGAGCCCUAAAAAGUUAAUUAGUCAAGAAUCAGAUUUUGAUGGAUCCCAGGUUAUAGGUAGCAAUGGUGGAGCGGGUCUUGGCAGUAGCAAGUGGAAGUUAUUAAAAACUUUAAAGGAGCGCAAGAUCGAGGAGAAAAAUAAUCAAGAUAAAAUUAAAGAAGAUGAAUUGACCAAGGACAAGGAAAAGAAUGGCGGUGGUACUGGAGAUGUUGGAUUACGUACCAAUGGACAUCCUGGUGACAAUCCGUUCUAUAGCAAUAUUGACAGUAUGCCGGAUAUUCGGCCUCGUAGAAAAUCUAUUCCCCUUGUUUCUGAGCUGGUUCUCAAGACAAUGGCCGCUACAAAACGAAAUGCUGGACUAACAUCUGCUGUUCCACGUGCAACGCUUAACGACGAAGAACUGAAAAUGCAUGUGUACAAAAAAGCUCUACAGGCUCUGAUCUACCCUAUAUCAUCGACUACGCCCCACAACUUUUUGUUAUGGACGGCAACAUCUCCUACGUACUGCUACGAAUGUGAGGGUCUUCUGUGGGGAAUAGCACGACAAGGAGUGAGAUGCACUGAGUGCGGUGUAAAGUGUCAUGAGAAGUGUAAAGACCUGCUGAACGCUGAUUGCCUUCAGCGUGCUGCCGAAAAGAGCUCAAAACACGGUGCGGAGGACAAGGCGAAUUCGAUCAUCACCGCGAUGAAAGAGCGAAUGAAGCAACGUGAGCGAGAAAAGCCAGAAAUAUUCGAGUUGAUUAGGAUGACAUUCGGUGUGGAUCCUGAUACACACAUAGAUUCAUUAGAGCAGGCUGAGUACGCAACUGUUGAGGGAACAUCUAAGUGGUCAUGCAAACUAACAAUUACAGUGAUUUGUGCUCAAGGCCUGAUAGCGAAGGAUAAAAGCGGUACCAGUGAUCCAUAUGUGACGGUGCAGGUUAGCAAGGUGAAAAAACGAACGCGAACAAUGCCGCAGGAACUUAACCCUGUGUGGAACGAGAAGUUUCACUUCGAGUGCCACAACUCCUCAGACCGUAUAAAAGUUCGAGUUUGGGACGAAGACAAUGAUCUUAAGUCGAAACUUCGUCAGAAAUUAACUAGAGAGUCGGACGAUUUUUUGGGCCAAACAAUUAUCGAGGUUCGUACACUUUCCGGCGAAAUGGAUGUAUGGUACAAUUUGGAGAAGCGCACAGAUAAAUCCGCUGUAUCAGGCGCCAUACGGCUACAUAUAUCUGUUGAAAUAAAGGGCGAGGAGAAGGUAGCUCCUUAUCAUGUACAAUAUACCUGCUUGCACGAGAAUCUGUUUCAUUAUCUUUGUGAAGAAAAUAGCGGAAUGGUUAAGUUGCCAACUCAAAAAGGGGACGAUGCUUGGAAAUUGUAUUUUGAUGAAAUACCCGAGGAGAUUGUGGACGAGUUUUCUAUGCGGUAUGGAAUCGAGAAUAUCUAUCAAGCUAUGACGCACUUCCAUUGCCUAUCUGCCAAAUACCUUUGCCCCGGAGUACCAGCUGUAAUGAGUACACUGUUGGCAAACAUAAACGCGUAUUAUGCUCAUACGACUGCAUCUUCAGCUGUGUCGGCCAGUGAUCGUUUUGCAGCCAGCAAUUUCGGGAAAGAAAAAUUUGUGAAAUUGCUGGACCAGUUGCACAACUCCCUUAGAAUCGAUUUGUCAAUGUACAGAAACAACUUUCCUGCAUCGAGCCCAGAAAAGUUAAUGGAUCUAAAAUCAACAGUCGAUUUAUUGACCAGCAUAACAUUUUUCCGCAUGAAGGUACAAGAGCUGUCUAGUCCGCCGAGAGCUAGUACUGUAGUUAAAGACUGUGUGAAAGCAUGCCUGAGAUCUACCUACCAGUUCUUAUUUGAAAACUGCUACGAACUUUACAACAGAGAAUUUCAGGUUGACCCCAACGAAGCAAAACGGGCACCGGAUGAUCAUGAACCCAAACUGGAUAGCGUUGACUUCUGGCACAAGCUAAUAGCAUUAAUCGUAUCGGUUAUAGAUGAAGAUAAGAACAGUUAUGGAACCGUUUUAAACCAAUUUCCCCAGGAACUAAAUAUUGGCCAGUUAUCAGCAUCCUCAAUGUGGCACCUUUUCGCUGUCGACAUGAAGUACGCACUCGAAGAACACGAACAGCACCGUCUAUGCAAGUCGUCGGCAUAUAUGAAUCUUCACUUUAGAGUUAAAUGGCUAUAUAGUAAUUACGUUAAAGAGGUGCCUCCCUACAAAGGUGCGGUGCCCGAUUACCCAGCAUGGUUCGAGCCUUUUGUUAUGCAGUGGCUUAAUGAGAAUGACGAUGUGUCAUUGGAAUACCUUCACGGGGCAUUUAAACGUGACAAAAAAGACGGGUUUCAAAAGAGCAGCGAGCACGCGCUUUUUUCAAAUUCGGUUGUCGACGUUUUUACGCAAUUGACGCAAUGUUUCGAUGUUGUUAGCAAACUCGAGUGUCCUGAUCCAGAAAUUUGGAAACGUUACAUGAGGCGUUUUGCUAAAACAAUCGUAAAAGUGCUUAUAGCUUAUGCGGAUAUUGUAAAAGUAGAGUUUCCAGAUCAUAUGAAGGAUGAAAGAAUUGCUUGCAUACUUAUGAACAAUAUUCAACAACUAAGGGUGCAAUUGGAAAAGAUGUUUGAGUCAAUGGGAGGAGAUAAGCUAGAGGAGGAUGCAGCCAAUAUUUUAAAAGAACUUCAGCAGAAUCUUAACUCGGCGUUGGACGAUUUGGCAUCACAAUUUGCUAUCAGUUUGGAGCCACGAAUAACUCAGUCGGUGAGAGAACUAGGUGAUAUGCUGCUUUCUAUUAAGGGAGGCAGUGGAACUCUGGCGGCUGGUAACCUAGCAGCUCAAAGGAACGCCGUCGCCGUUGAGGCAGAUGAAGUUUUGAGACCGCUCAUGGAUUUACUUGAUGGUUCUUUAACACUUUAUGCCCAGUCAUGUGAAAAAACCGUACUGAAGAGAUUACUAAAAGAGCUAUGGAAGAUCGUAAUGCGAAUAUUAGAGAAAACCAUUGUUUUACCACCAAUGACUGAUAAAACCAUGAUGUUUAAGCACCUUACUGACAAUGCAAAAAAUUUAGCAUCCAAUGCAAAAAUUGAAGACAUGGGACGAUUGUUCAAGUCCCAUAUGGCAGGAAAACAGGAUGUCAAAAGUGCCCUUAGCGGGGUAAUGGACAUAUCGAAGGAAGUCGAAAAAAAUUUGUCACCAAAACAAUGUGCCGUGCUUGACGUUGCCUUAGAUACAAUAAAACAAUAUUUCCACGCCGGUGGCAAUGGACUGAAAAAGACAUUUCUAGAAAAAUCCUCUGAACUGCAAAGUCUACGUUACGCACUCAGUUUAUAUACCCAAAUGACCGACACCUUAAUCAAAACGUUUAUAUCUAGCCAAGUCCACGAGGUUGAUCCUGAAAGCGCAGAGGAAAGUGUCGGCGAAAUUUCCGUGCAAAUAGACUUAUUUUCCCAUCCAGGCACUGGCGAACAUAAAGUGAACGUGAAAGUCGUUGCUGCUAAUGAUCUAAAAUGGCAAAUACCGUCGGGAAUGUUUCGACCAUUUGUUGACAUUAAUCUAAUCGGACCACACCUGCAAGAAAAAAAACGAAAAUUCGCUACAAAGUCAAAGUCCAACAAUUGGUCACCCAAAUACAACGAAUCUUUUAGUUUCACCAUUGGAAAUGAGGAGCAGCUAGACUUUUUUGAGUUGCACAUUUGCGUUAAGGACUAUUGUUUUGCACGUGAUGAUAGACUUGUAGGCGUUGCUGUAAUUCCACUAAAAGAUAUAUCGGAAAAGGGCUCUGUCGCAUGCUGGUUACCCUUAAUGAGGCGUAUUGAAAUGGAUGAGACUGGUUGGACCAUUUUAAGGAUUUUGUCACAACGUAAUAAUGAUGAAGUAGCCAAGGAAUUUGUCAAGCUGAAAUCUGAAAUAAGGCAGGAGCCAACAAUGGGCACAUAAGAACGGCAGCACGUACUACUCAAUCUCCAGAACUACACCUUCAAUGUUAAAUAUUACAAAAAAUUUUAUUUUACAAAACAAAUUAUAUUUUAUUUAUUUAAUUUAAUUUUGUUAUUAUUGAAAACUGUUUAUCGGCAACAAUCUCAUAUAGAAAAAAUCAUACAUAAAAUAUACAAUAUAUAUAUAUAUAUAUAUAAUUCCUUUAUCUAUGAAAUCUAUGUAUGUUAUAAACGAAAUGCUCUGUGACGAUUAAAAUAGUAUCAUAAAUCUGUCACAUUUAAGAAAUGACCCACAUCAAACCUCCAAGAUUAUAAUGUCCUUAACAAUAUUAAAAUUCGCACUCAGAUUUUCACAAAAAUGAUCAUACUAACUUCUGGCAAUACAUAUUUACGUACGUCUCUAAAUCUGCAUACUCUCGUACAUUUGUACAUAAUGCUGGCCAGACGCAGACAUAUUUGGUUACGAAAUCCAUUUUUCAUCUGUACAUUUAAAAAUCACUAAACGCACAUUCCUAUUUGUGUAAAUAAGUACCUGUAUAAAUAUUAAUUGGAAAUUCUGGAAAACAUUUGUUAAGGAUACAUACUUCACAUAAACAAUAAGUCCAUAUGAAUUCUUAUUUUUUUCUAUUGCAAUAAAAUUUAAAUAGUAUUUAAAUUGUCGAAAUAAAUAUCAACAUUUCAUCAUA
Drosophila suzukii is the source of this 10450-nucleotide messenger RNA. Lineage: Eukaryota; Metazoa; Arthropoda; Insecta; Diptera; Drosophilidae. The record is from RefSeq and is a predicted model, not a curated record.